Molecule: messenger RNA, 3111 nt
Organism: Dermacentor albipictus
Lineage: Eukaryota; Metazoa; Arthropoda; Arachnida; Ixodida; Ixodidae
Product: GTP-binding protein Rhes-like
Molecular function (GO): GTPase activity; GTP binding
Source: RefSeq, a predicted model, not a curated record
AAGGAGGCAGUUUGUGAGCGCACUGUUUAGGAGACGCGUGCUGGAAAAAGCACAGUUUCGUUUUCGCUUCGCUGUUCGGUUAGCGAGAUCCUGUUGGCACUAGUGUCUUAGACUGUUGGAACUCUUCAAACCGAGAGGAAUCAUCGUUGGCACCGGAUACAGCUGCCGAGAAAAGAAACCCUGUAGAAGAGCACUUUUGCCGAGAAGUACCAGUGACAUCAUUGGGACCUGCUGAUUUGAUCUGAGCCCGGAUACAAGUGGAUGCCAUACAGCUGAAUGCACUGCACGACAAGCCAGCCCGGUACUCUCAAGUGGCCCAGGAGGCCCUAGAAGAAAGGAGAGAUUCCUCAGCGCAUCUCGCCAAGUCCGAGAGACCGAAGCGCGACCGUGGUGGCAAGAAAAAGCAGCAGCAACAGCAGCUCCCGGACAACGAUCACGCCGACAACAUGCCAACGCUGAGCGGACUGCACCUGCCGUCGUCGAGUCCCACGGGCACCGGCGGAGUCGCUGCCCCGGGCGUGGCCCAGGCCUGCACGGUCGUUCGCAUCGCCGUCAUGGGUGCGGCCCGCGUGGGCAAGUCAUCGCUCAUACAACAGUUCCUGUACGGCCGCGUGCCCAAGCAGCACAACGCCACGGUGGAGGAACUGCACAGGCGAGACUACGGGUCCGCCAACGGCGGGCGCCACAGGCUGACCCUCGAGCUGCUUGACACGAGUGGAAGUUACCAGUUCCCGGCCAUGAGGCAGCUGGCCAUCACCACGGCGCAGGCGUUUAUCCUGGUCUACGCCAUCGACGACAUGGAGUCGUUCGAGGAGGUUCGUCGGCUUCGCAACGAAAUCCAAGAAGCCCGCUCGGAGCUGGGCAAAGGCAUGCCACCGGUGGUGGUCGUCGGAAACAAGGCCGACCUGGCGUUCAGGCGCCGCGUGGGCUACGAAGUGGCCGAGACCGUGGCCACCAUCGACUGGGAGCACGGCUACGUCGAAUGCUCGGCGCUCGAGGGCCUAGACGUGGCGCAAGUCUUUCACGAGGUGCUCAUGCAGAGCAAGCUCCCCGAGGUCCUGACCCCCUCCAACCGGCGGCGGCAGUCCUGCCCGGCGCAGGUCCACUCGCACAAGAGGCUCUACAGCAACGGUGCCAAGAGACACAGCUGCAUAAUUUCGUGAACGGCCCCAUGAAACCGCGGAACAUUGCGCGUGUGUUCUUAGCUAUAUCGCACAGUUCAAACGAACUACGUGGUACGUUGACUGGCGGCUUGAACGGGACAGCGAACGCCACUUUGCUUGCUCCAUUGAGAAGGAAGCCCAAGAUGACCACAGUGUAUAGUCGCAUCUAGGGGUUGGCGCCUGAUAAAAGUGAAGGUUGCGUGACGCCGUGCCUUUCCGCUGUUCAGAUAAGCGUUAUAAUGACUUCUAGCCGAGAGUGUUGGUUGAGUCUUGUGAAGGACAAAACAUGCUGCACCUUUUUCCCUUCUUCGAGCACAUUGUUUUCGAGGUCUUCGUCUGCUUGGCAGUGGUACUCUAAUUGCACAAGCUCUAGCGACGUAUUGUCUGUGACGCGACCUGUUGACAAACAAAUGCAGCAGGCGUCCAUCGGAGUUGCACGACGAAAGCCCUCGGGUUGCUCGUCGUUUUAGUGGAGUGCAAAGUAUAAAAAUUAAUCCAAUUGCCUCCGGAGACCCCUGAGUAGGCCCGAAUUCCUCAGCGCCCUAAUUAGAUGCAGGUAGCUGUAAAAAAAAAUUUGGCAUGUAGCGUUCACCACCACUUCUCUAGGCGUCCCAACGUACGCAUAUAUUCAAUGUGGCGCGACUGAAUGUCAAGACUCUGGGCAUGCACACCUAUGACGUAACAAUGAACGUGAUGAAAGCGAGCGGACAGGCCACGUGUACAGAAAAGUGAGAUGCCUUAUUCACACCAUGUGCUCGCUCAAUGAGUCGACGCCUUGUGCUUUCAUCACGCAUGAAAAUUUAUGUGAGCCUGUGGCGAACGCGUUGCUUAAGUUUGCUACACAGGCAACUGCGAUGCUGAUGUUGAUGUGUUACCCAGUUUCUCAAAGGACAGUUCCUUCUACUGUGUAACACGAACUGUCAUUUUAUUCUCUUUCUCUUUUGAUGACGACAGGCUUCUGCAAGUAGUCUGUUUGAGGCUCCCUCUGUGGUGAUGCCAUGAGAAGUGUUUUAGUGAACAUUUUCCAUUACAUAAUCUUCGGCAUACAGCCACAUGUUGAGGCAUUACGAACACGACAGGAGAUCUCCAUUUUUCAUACAUGUUGCGCUAGACACUAAGAAGGCGUGUUCACUGAUGCACUGGUACAAAGGCUUGCCUCCACGUGAUGUCCUCGUAGACAUUUCUGGUUGGACAGGCAGCGCGAGAGCAUUCACAUAUCAUUGAGCCGGUGACGCAUCACUGUUCUCUCUUGGAUCAUCCUGCUGCUACGAAAUGCGACAAUAGAUUAACAUUUUGUGGGAGCACACUUUUUUCGGAGAUCAAAGGAAGAGCAAGUGUGGAUGUCUUUUCGCCGAAAGCUUUCUUGCCAAUAUUGAGACACAGUGAGAGCGGAAUCGGUAACGUGAUUUAGCAGACUCGUCUAAAUGCGCUACAAAUCACAAUGGUUUCUUACGCAGCCUAAGACUUCGGCCUAUAUAAUUCGGCCUUCGGCAUGACUACAUGGUUAACUCAUUAAAUGCGUUUUCAUUCACGCUAUUUAGAUGUUGUGAUUGUCUGUCUGUGUUCCAUUGUUGUGAAUGCAUUGUAUUUGUUACAUUGUAUUUCUUGAAACAAGGGGAACGGUUGUAUCUAUAUACAAGAUCAAAACGUUUCGGUUGUGCACAUCAAAGUAAUAUAUGUAAAUACACAAGCGACUUCAAUGUAUGGGCUCCACAACUUCUCGUGCUGCCCUCACUCGCAGGGAUCCACGUGUGUACGUGCUGGAAUCCACCCUUGUGCUAUUUAAGCUAUACGCGUUUUACAAUGUUAUGUAUUGUCCUGUCAUUGUAAUAUAGUCCUGUCAUCGCAGUAUUUAUUUCCUGUAAAAUAAUAUCUGCUCUCACCUUUUCUUUCUUUCUUUUUGCGCGCACUGAACGAGUCUUCCAAUAAAGAAAUUCUGACAAAAAAA